AUGCUCACCCAAGCUAUCAAACACUCAAUGACUAGCUUUGCUCUUGUUGUUCUGGUAUUGGCUGCAAUUGCAUCAGCACUAUCAGCCCCAGCAUGCCAAACCCUUGCUCCCACUCAACAAGCCCUCGACUUACCAUCAGGCAACCUGACUCUCCACGAUCGUCCCUUCGGUAUCGUAUUCGCCAGCAAUGACCUCGCUUUCUCAGCCAUAGGAGGUGCUUUGGCGGUCCUGAACACCACCGCGCUCGAGCCGACCUUACUACAUCUCCUGCCUUUUCCCCGCGAUUUCUACGACAGUGGCGAUGGUGCUGGUGGCCUUGCCAUCACUCAGGAUAAAUCGACCGUCUACGUGGCCACUGGGCAAGGCGCUGUGGUUUUCGAUGUUGACAAAGCAUCAGCGGGAUUCAACAAUUCCAUCAUCGGUCUACUGAGAGGCACAGUCGGCACGAGCGCGAUUCAUGUCACAUUGUCGGCUAACGAAGAUCUCGCUUUCGUUAGUCAGGAGUAUGGGUCCAAGAAUGCUACAAAAAGUCGAGGAGCCAUUGAGGUCUUCGAACUUCGAAGAUCUGACAAUGGUUCUCUCUCCGGUGAUCAGCUAGGCUACGCCACCCUUGACUAUGCGCUGGUUGGAACUGCUCUUUCUGCAGAUGGUUCACUGCUGUAUGGCUUGAGUGAGCUCACAGUCGAAGCUUUCAAAACCAACACAACUGGCGGAUCUCUAAGCGUUCUCGAUGUCACAACACUGCAGACACAUCCUGCGCACGCUUUAUUGCGAUCCGUACCUGCUGGCUGCGAGCCCGUCCGAGUAGUGCUGUCUCCAGACGGCAAUCAGGUCUGGGUAUCGGCUCGAGCCAGUAACAUGCUCCUGGCCUUCGAUGCAUCCGCCCUGGCCACCAAUGGCACUGCUCAGGAUGCGCUUGUGGCAAGAGUUCAGGUCGGUGACGCCCCCGUUGGGGUCGCCUUGGUCAACAACGGCAGCUAUGUCGUAACAGCAGAUUCCAACAGAUUCAACAAAACAGGAGCGGUUUCAGGGCUUACGUUUGUUGACGUUCAAGCGGCGUUGACUGGAACACAGGCCUUCGCGAGAUUGCCAACCGGUCUGUUUCCAAGAGAGUUUGGGGUCAGCCCUGAUGGGAACAAACUCCUCGUCAGUCAAUACGAUAGCUUCGCUAUCCAGGCAGUGGACGUCUCCCAUCUCGGCAACACAUCCUACAACAGCACCUGGCCCUCAGGACCCAAGCCACUGCCAAGCACUGGAGGGGCAGGGAGAGCUAGAGCAUCGAAUUUAUUGGGGUUGGAUUUGAUCCAUUUCGGUGGAUUUGGACAGCUUUUGACACCCGUCCUACUAGCUGGAGCUUUGCUCGUCGUCUGA
This is a messenger RNA of Cyphellophora europaea CBS 101466, 1371 nucleotides long. RefSeq lists its product as uncharacterized. Gene Ontology annotation, molecular function: protein binding. The coding region runs from base 1 to 1371 and encodes 456 amino acids. The record is from RefSeq and is a predicted model, not a curated record. The transcript has a single exon. Lineage: Eukaryota; Fungi; Ascomycota; Eurotiomycetes; Chaetothyriales; Cyphellophoraceae.